AUGAAGCGCAACCCCCGCAAACUAGCCUGGACCAAAUCCUUCCGCCGCGCCCACGGGAAAGAAAUGACGGUAGACAGCACGCUGCAAUUCGCCCAACGCCGCAACAUCCCAAUCCGGUAUAACCGCGAACUCGUCGCCACGACACUACAAGCUAUGCAAAGGGUCUCGGAGAUUAGAUCGAGGAGGGAGAGGCAGUUCUACCGCAACCGGAUGCGGGGCAAUAAGGCCAAGCAGUUGGAGGCGGAUCGGAAGUUGGUGGCGGAGAAUCAGCAUUUGCUUCCGCCGCAGUAUCGGGAUCAGGUUGUGCAGGCGCUUGAGGGGGCUGAGGCGGUGCAGAAGGAGGAGAUGGAGUUGGAGGUUGGGGAGGAGAAGGUGGAGAAGGUGCAGAAGGAGAAGGUGAAGGCGAAGAGGAAGCAGAGGUUGGUGCGUGGGGAGGGGGUUGAGGAGAUGGACGUGGAUGAGUAA
Molecule: messenger RNA, 465 nt
Organism: Recurvomyces mirabilis
Lineage: Eukaryota; Fungi; Ascomycota; Dothideomycetes; Mycosphaerellales; Teratosphaeriaceae
Gene: RLP24
Product: ATPase-activating ribosome biosynthesis protein
Exons: 1
Coding region: 1-465 (154 amino acids)
Biological process (GO): ribosomal large subunit biogenesis
Cellular component (GO): nucleolus
Source: RefSeq, a predicted model, not a curated record